Messenger RNA from Symbiodinium sp. CCMP2592, 1179 nucleotides. NCBI's taxonomy places the organism in Eukaryota, Dinophyceae, Suessiales, Symbiodiniaceae. The record is from the annotation of a GenBank genome assembly.
AUGGAGAAUGAGAUGCUCGCUGACUACCUUCAGCGGGAUGCAGAGAGGGCCUCCGGCCUGGAGGACACAGACGAGGCCAAAAGCAAAAUGCAGGCCUUGUCAGACCUCCCGUCAUCGCCUGUAGACAAGGGCAAGAAGGCUGUGUUCUCGAUUGUAAAAGAGCAGCUAAAGGUGGUCGACAAGGGCAGCAGCUGUGCUCUCAGUGACUUGCUUGGGGGUCCCGAAGCUGUUGCCCGAGUGUUCACGAUGUACCAAGGAUAUUUUGCACCUACCGUGCUUUUCGAUGCGAGAUCCCUAUGCGUCGCCUUGGAAUUUCUGUGGCGGCGGGGUCUGCUGGAGGACCAAGACCUGGAGCGAAUGCUGAAACCUCCGGAUGGUCUGAACCGCGGCCAGGUGCUUGGCUUGGUUGACCUCGAUGCCACGCGACAGUACACUGCAGAUGAGUUGAGGUCGCCGGCCGUUCAGAAUUCGGUGACUUCUGAGGCUGUGGGCAAGUGGGCUACGCCUGUCUUGAGCGCAUGGUGGCUCCAGACACCGCUUCGCGAAAGAGGCCAGCCCGGUGUGUGGACGGUUCGUCUGCCCCGAUCCGCAAUCCCGGCACCAGCGAUGACGCUUUUCAGCCAGCCGACCAUCUCUGACGUGGAAUCACUGCCGCUUCUCAUGGUGUUCGACCUGGAUGGAGUCUGCUGGUCUCCCGACAUGUAUCAGACCAAGGGAGGUGAACCCUACAGCCUGGUGGCCCCGGGCUUGGUCAAGAACUCGAAGGAUGAGGAGAUCCGGCUCUUCCCAGCGGUCCAAGCAGUUUGGAAGAUGCUUCACAGCCCAGAGGCCCGCUCGCGCGGCGUGCGCGUGGCAGUGGCCAGUAGCUCCCGAAGGCACAAGGCGGUGCCUUUGCUGAAAGCGAUGGAGAUUGUGCCCGGCGUGUCUAUGUGGGAUGUGAUCGAUCCCAGGCUGUUCGAGAUGUACUACCGGCGCGGCGAGGGCAAACGGCCGCACUUGGAGGCACUGCUCUCGAAGUCUGCCGUUUCUCCCAGUGACGUCCUUUUCGUUGAUGACGCUGCAGAGAACGUUCAAUCUGUAAGGUCCUUGGGUGUGCAAGCAGUGCACUUGCCACAGGGGCUGACCCAAGAAGCUUGGUCACUUGCGCUGGAGAGCUACGUCAAGUCCAGGGCGAAGUAA